GGCCCUCCUUAGCCCCUGAACCAGAGGAAGUCCAAGAAGAGGAGAAACCAAGACCCAAACUCACUGCUCCUAAGAUCCCAGAAGGGGAGAAAGUAGACUUCGAUGAUAUCCAGAAAAAGCGUCAGAACAAGGACCUCAUGGAGCUCCAGGCCCUCAUCGACAGCCACUUUGAAGCUAGAAAGAAAGAGGAAGAAGAGCUGAUUGCACUCAAGGAGAGAAUUGAGAAGCGUCGUGCAGAGAGGGCUGAGCAGCAGAGGAUCCGCGCUGAGAAGGAGCGGGAACGCCAGAACAGACUGGCGGAGGAGAAGGCCAGAAGAGAGGAGGAAGAUGCCAAGAGGAGAGCCGAGGAUGACAUGAAGAAGAAAAAGGCUCUGUCCUCCAUGGGUGCCAACUACAGCAGCUACCUGGCCAAGGCUGACCAGAAGAGAGGCAAGAAGCAGACAGCCAGGGAGAUGAAGAAGAAGAUUCUUGCAGAGAGACGCAAGCCUCUGAACAUCGACCAUCUCAGUGAUGACAAGCUGAGGGACAAGGCCAAGGAACUCUGGGAUACCCUGUACCAACUGGAGACUGACAAAUUUGAGUUUGGGGAGAAGCUAAAACGCCAGAAAUACGAUAUCAUGACUGUCCGGGCCAGAGUGGAGAUGCUGGCCAAGUUCAGCAAGAAGGCUGGUGCUACAGCCAAGGGCAAAGUCGGCGGGCGCUGGAAGUAAAGGAGCCGAGUGGUGCACUGCAGCAGAGACGUUCUACCCUGACUCCUGCCAGCUCUGCACCCUCCAACCCUCACGGCCAGGCUUCCUCUGGAACUCAGGGCCCAUCCUGCCUCAAUGCCCUCACCUUCCGGGGUCUCGGAAUAAAGUUAUCAGACUCCCCUCUA
Molecule: messenger RNA, 874 nt
Organism: Chionomys nivalis (European snow vole)
Lineage: Eukaryota; Metazoa; Chordata; Mammalia; Rodentia; Cricetidae
Gene: Tnnt3
Product: troponin T3, fast skeletal type
Exons: 11
Coding region: 138-710 (190 amino acids)
Biological process (GO): muscle contraction; sarcomere organization; regulation of muscle contraction
Cellular component (GO): troponin complex
Molecular function (GO): troponin C binding; tropomyosin binding; troponin I binding
Source: RefSeq, a predicted model, not a curated record